CCGUCUCCUGGUUGAAUUCCUCUGUUACACGAGGCAGAGCAGGAACACACAUCUGAUCCACCACUUUGUGCCUCUCCGCCUUCUCCAGCCGGGACUCUCUGAUGCCUGGGAAACCCUCGUGGAAGUCGCCCUCCUUCAGGCUCCGGACAGAAGGAGGCGUAGUUGGAGGAGGAAAAGAACAGGUAGUGGUGGAAGAAGAAAAGCAGGUGACAGGAAGGAAAAGGAGGGAAAACAAAAGAAGCAAAGGGGGACGUCCCAUCGGCGAGAGGGAACCGGUCGAGCAGGCGGGUGUGUUCACGAGCCCGAGGGAGUGUCCAUCUGUUCCUGAGUCGGAGUGAGACGCUGCGGAGGACGAGUGCCUGAAGAAGACGGAGAGACAAGAACCAACAUGGCUGUGAACAAGUGCAUCAAGUAUCUGCUCUUCUUCUUCAACCUGCUCUUCUGGCUGAGCGGUUGCAUCAUCCUGGGCGUGUCCAUCUACUUGAAAGUGAAUAAAGAUGGAAACCAGAUCACCAGCGAGUCUCUGCCCGGCGUCGACCUGAUGAUCGCCAUCGGCGUCAUCAUCAUGAUUCUGGGCUUCCUGGGCUGCUGCGGCGCCAUCAGGGAGAACCGCUGCAUGUUGCUGCUGUUCUUCAUCUUCCUCCUGCUCAUCUUCAUCCUCCUGCUGGCGGCGGGCAUCCUGGGAGCCGUGGGCGAGUCGAAGGUGAAGGACUGGGUGAAGGAGCGUCUGGAGAAGUUCACCCCGCUCUCGAAACAACCGGUGGAAGUGAGAGAGGACUUGGAGAAACUGCAGCGCGAGUUGAAGUGUUGUGGUCUGGUGAACGGACCGUCGGACUGGGAAAAGGUUCCCGACUCCUGUCGCUGCAACAGCUCCGACCCAGACUGCAAGUCCUCCGCCGUCUACAGCGAACCCUGCUCCGUCAAGAUCAUCAGUCUGAUGGAGAAACACAUGGAGAUCGUCCUGGGGAUCGCCUUCGCCAUCGCCAUCCUGCUGAUUUUCGGGAUGGUCUUCUCCAUGAUCCUCUACUGUCAGAUCGGCAGGAAGGAGAGCGGCGCCACCACGACCAGCGCCUGAGGCCCCGCCCCCCUGCCCCAACCCCCUCCCUCCCCUCGCUGCCCUUCACCGUCCAAUCAGCAGUGACCGAACUCCCCGAGCAACAUCUACCUAACCUCAGUGCUUCUGUGAUUUCCCCCGUGCUUUUAUUGUGAAGGAACACAAACGACAUGUUUAUUCAUAAUACACAACCUGUUCAACAUAUCUGUACAUUAUUAACAUAUUAAUAUAUAUUGUUGAUUUUACUCAAUCAAACACGAUAUCCGUGUUCUUUAAACUUCAUACUUUACAGAAAACUGACCACGAACAAAGACGAUCGAUGUUUCAACUCACUCGACCUCAAAGAACAAAAUCUAGAAAAAUGUUUGUAAAAAAACAACAAAAACUUCAUAUUAUCUUUAUUUGUAUGGAAGCCCAUUACUGCCAGAAAAUAUAAAAUAUUUAUAAUGAUAUACAAAUAAGUAAAUUGAUUUAAUAUAAUAUACAAUUGGUCAGGUAAUAACUCACCAUCCGACAGUGUAUGAAAAAGAUUCUUACAUUUUGACAUGACACCUAUGAGUAAUUUUAGAAAUAUCUUGUUUUAUAUAUAUGUAUAUGUAUUUGUUAAUAUUUAUUUUUUGCGUAGGAAUGGGCUUCCAUACACACUGCUAUAACUGUCUGUGCAUAUUUCAGAAUAUUCCUCAGGACUAUGGAAGUUUUGUGCAUGUGCUAUAAUAACAAUAUUAUCAUGAUUAAACAAUAAGCCUCCGAUUUCACGUUGUUAUAGAAUAUGAAUAACUGUUAUUGUUUUUAUUAUAGACGUUAACAGGUGGUGGUUGAAUCUUGUGGAAAAAAACUUGAUUUCUUUUGUUUCUUUGCAUCUGAAUGUUGCGUUUAUGAAUGAAUUAUUAAUUUUUUUUCCUGCCACUGGUCGAAAAUGUAAAGGAUGUUUUUAUUUUUGGUGAAUUUCUUUUUUAUCACUGAACUCUGUGAAAUAAAAGAGUCAUAUGCUCCAUGGGGUCGUUCUCCAACGUCUCUCACUGGGGAUGACAACAUUGACUUUCCCAUAA
Scophthalmus maximus (turbot) is the source of this 2103-nucleotide messenger RNA. RefSeq names its product tetraspanin 9b (gene tspan9b). The transcript is spliced from 10 exons. The record is from RefSeq and is a predicted model, not a curated record. Gene Ontology annotation, cellular component: membrane. Lineage: Eukaryota; Metazoa; Chordata; Actinopteri; Pleuronectiformes; Scophthalmidae. Bases 389 to 1075 code for a protein of 228 amino acids.